This is a messenger RNA of Tremella mesenterica DSM 1558, 3612 nucleotides long. RefSeq lists its product as uncharacterized. The record is from RefSeq and is a predicted model, not a curated record. NCBI's taxonomy places the organism in Eukaryota, Fungi, Basidiomycota, Tremellomycetes, Tremellales, Tremellaceae. The transcript has a single exon. Bases 1 to 3612 code for a protein of 1203 amino acids.
AUGCCGUCUCCAAGAGACACCACACCUCCGCCUUUUCUCGACCGCCGUCCUUCACGGCCAUCAGUCCGGUCUUCCAUUUCGAGCAUCGGGAUCGACACUUCUCUCUCUCCGUCCGACAUCUCUAUAUCAUCACUCGCUUCACUUCCCCCCCAUUCUGAUCACCAAAUCCCUGCGGAAGCCACCCAAGCUCAUCUUCAUCUUGGCCCCCCAUAUCUCAAACUGACCCCUGGAUUCGCCAGCGCAAGAGUGGGCCUGGGGAGCCCAAAGCUUGAGCUGCCAAGAGAGUGGAUGACUGCGCCGAGGAAAUCCAGUAGGUCUCCGGACCGAGAGCCUCAACCCGACUCUGCUUCGACCGUUCAGGCCGAGGGCAAACCUGUUCAGAGCACUCUGGUAGACCGCUUAUCGGGUUUGCCUAGUCCUCCUGGUACCAAUAGCGACGUCGGUGCCCCUUCUAUCAAAAAGGCACGCGGGCUGAAGGAAGAUAUGGCCCUACAACCUCCAGUCCCUCAACGGUCGUCGUCUUCAGAUGUUCACCGUCAUUCCAGGCACUCUUCCACUCCCAAUCGCUCCCCCUCUUUGACCUCGUCCACAUCUUCCGCUCAUCGGAGCAAUGCUGGCCUUCGUGAGACUAUUCUACGUUCUCGAGGAUCUCCCUCUGUGUCUUCGACCAGCCUCACAUCGCACGCUCCCGGAGCUUCUGCCACUCCAAAUGCGCAAGGGUCGCCGUCCAAGCGCUCAUCCCUCAAUAUAUCUCAAUCUGGAUCCCCGAAGAGCCCGCGAGUCCCCUCACCGCAAAAGCACGAGCGAUCGCCAUCCCUUCCUCUUGAUAGGUCUUCGAAUGCAUCACACAGUAGUUCUCGGCAGAAAAGUCCCCGUAAAAAUCCUCUGCGAAACGAUGCUGUUAACGAUGGACCUCCCUCCCCCGAACGGAAUGUCGACGAUCGUAUCCGUGAUGCGGAAGAGAAGAUCAGGAAUGUUUGGAGACCACAGAAGCUGUCUGUCGAUGUAGAAAAUAGGUCUCCUGUGCGGGGAAGUAUGCGGAGACACGAUUCCUACGACAGAGUUAUAGGUAAUCCGGGCCCAGCUGCAUCCCACCUGCGCCGUAGCGCGACGCUCACGUCUUCGUCGCCGCUUCUACACCACGAUGAUGCAGGCAACUCCCAAACACGCAAGCAGCCAUACGAGAGUACACCUCACAAGGAGCGUAAAGAAGGGGAGAGGACGAGCGGCAGUGGCUCGAGCGGGAGGAGAAAGGCCCUUCCAGUGGAGUUCAGGUCCGGCGGAGGUCUGGUGGGUCUACGAUCGUCUUCACUACGUAGCCCCGCUAAUAGACAGUUCACUCCUUCUCCGCCAAAACAAGGCCACCAGAGGGAUCACUCUCUACCCGUGGCGAGAAGCGUGCUCGGAGACAACCACUAUGACUCGUCACCUCAGAUCCACACCUCUCCUGUGGGUCACCGAUAUGAACCUGCGCCGCGUUCGGAUCGAAAUUCACCUCAUAUCACCUCUCCUACACGAAGCAGAGUCUUUACACAAGUAAACGACAUUGAGGGGCUAGAACGGCGUUCUAGUCUUGAUACUAGGCGUCUGGACAGGUGGACGGAUUCUGCUGUUGGCUUGCCAACUGAUCGACAACCACUUGAUCGUCGAGGUCUUCCAUUACCUCAUCGACUCGGUGGGACGGACCGGCAACGUGCUGAAUCAGUGAUGGAAGGACAUGCUGAACGAUACCGAUAUGCCACCCGAGGUGGGAGCACAGAAUCCGCUCUGACCGAGCGCGCUGGCACAAGGGGGUACAACACCUUGUCCGUGGAACGAAGUAUGCCCCUAUCCGCUUCGUCUGUCCGAUCAAGACUGGCGUCUGUCGCGCCAGGAGAUUCGGUUUCCGCUGUUGGGUACAACCCUCGUGAACGACCUACCAGUGCAGGUAGCAAAAACCCGUUGGAUGUUCUCAAUCAAAUCGAACGUAAAAGGGAAGAACACAAUCGUCAAUGGGAAGUGGAUCGUAGUGCAUCUGUCAUGGGUGAUCCUCGUCCAAUGUCUCGAUUCGACCGCACGCCAGCUAACAUCCGACCUACCACGUCUCUCAGUUCUGUGCGUGACGCCUUUGGUAUGGCACCCCGAACAGCUCCCAUCGAACCAUUCCGUCUUCGUCGUGAUCUUCACACUGGUCAAACGGAUAGUCCGUCCUUAGGUCGAGGUUCGUCAAGAAUGGGUUAUCAACCAUCUACCGAACCCCGUCCGAUGCGUAGCAGUACCUCGCUGGGAGGUCGAUCUUCGGCGUCAAUGGAGCUCGCACCUUCCUCGUCGGAACAUGGGCGACUGCUCGUCGAAGCGUUCAAAAAUAUGGAGGCUAGAUUACCUCAAGAAAACAUCGAUCUCUUACGUGCUUUCCUUUCCUGUACUCGAUCUACCGAAAGUGUCAACAUGACUUUACGAUCAGCUGUUCAACUUGCCUCACAGAUAUCAGUUCUCGUCGAUCUGGAAGAUCCUCGACAAGCUCGGGAAGAGUUUUCAAAGCUCGCUGUUGCCUUACGAGAAGCUGGAAGGGGUAGUGAUCAGAACGUGAGAGAUCUUACUCAAAUCAUGUUGGAAUUGCCCAGGCUUUUCCGUGGCUUGCCGUCUUCAACCUCGAUGAGUACACUACGAGUGGGGACAAGUGGAAGAUCAGAAGUGGUUUACGAUCCGAUUAAACCGUACGACGGUCCCUCGAGUUCUCAUCGUAUGCGUGCUUACUCGCCCGAGAGGCAAAAUCAUGGUAUUCAUGGUGGGACAAGUGGGAUGAGCGGCGUGACUUCAUCUCCUUUAUCCCCAUACGAUUCUCGUCGAGAAAAUCGACGAUCGGCAGAUAUUCUAAGACCUACCACUUCUGCAGAUUAUUCACCCUCCAAUCGAUAUUCGCUCGAUUCACGAAAUCCUCGUAAUGCUCUCUCUGGAUUUGUGAGCAAACUACGUAUCACUCCUCAUUCCCGCAAAAAUGAUUCACCAUCUUCACCAUCACUACAGACCAUUGAUGCUUCUCCUCCAAACCCGCAGACCUCUAAAAUCCCGGACGCUCCGAUUGCUCCUCGAUCUCCCAUCGUUCCCGAUUCACCUCGACGCCUUAGGCACAAAGACAGUAUGGUCACUGUGAAAGGAGGAACUUCAAAUUUUCUGCCGACCGUAUCAAAAGGUACAACGACAGCUAUCAGCACAGUCACAGCGAUCACGGCCAACGCGGGCGAUAUGUCACCUACGAGAGCUAAGAGCAUACGAAGUUUUGUAUCUCAUACACAUUCGAACAGUCUCAGUGGGGAAAGCGUCGACCCUUCCAGUAUUGGAAAAAGCUUUCAUACUGCCGAACCUAGUCCCAGGGAGUUUGAUCCAACGCCGGGAAGACUACAUGGGGAACAAGGGAAUGAAGACCAGAGAGUGAAUGGAGAGGAAGGCGUGGGGAAUGGGAGGACGGAAGAAUGGGUCGGAUCGGGAUCACACGAGAUUGACGCGGUAGCUUUAUUGGAACAUCGUUUGGCGGAAGCUGCGAGACAGAGGGAGGAAGCAAAGGAGAAAAGACAAGGAGUUGUGGGUAAGUUUCAGACGUGGCGUGGGGCAAGACCUGCGCCAGGUGGUUGA